GUAGUGCGGCUGCGUGGUGUGUGUGUGUGGGAGGUGUGUUAUCCUUGUGUAACACUUGUGCUGUGGCUAUAACACACCCCCUGACAUAGAAGACAACUUUACUGCUGCUCCCUAUAGCGCCCUCUGUGGCCAUGGCAGGUCUCACAGCCUUUUCUUUCACGGCUCUGCUGACAUUGCCACAACGUAUAGGAGCCAUGUAUGUAUGUGUGUGUGAUCAGAAGGUUUGAGAUGCUGAAGACGGAAGGGAUUUAGAUUUAACUCUUCUUUUACCCACCUGCUUCAGAGGAGAUCAUUCACUCUGACAGCACAUAGCCAGACCAGCUUACAAAUGUCUCCUACAAGGUUAAAGUGUGGGAUUUUGUGUUCUCUUCCAUAAGCAGCCAUAAAAUGAGCUCCAUUGCUGACAGAGAUGACGGGAGUAAUUUUGAUGGACUUGUGGAAGAAGAUGACAGAGAUAAAGCAAAACGGGUGUCUCGGAACAAGUCUGAGAAAAAGCGUAGAGACCAGUUUAAUGUCCUUAUUAAGGAGCUUGGCUCUAUGCUACCAGGAAAUGCCCGGAAGAUGGAUAAAUCCACAGUGUUACAAAAAAGUAUUGAUUUUCUGCGGAAACACAAAGAAAUUAGUGCACAGUCAGAUGCCAGUGAAAUUCGACAAGACUGGAAGCCUGCGUUCCUUAGCAACGAAGAGUUUACACAACUCAUGUUGGAAGCCCUGGAUGGUUUUUUUCUGGCGGUUAUGACUGAUGGAAAUAUCAUCUAUGUAUCAGAGAGUGUUACACCUUUACUUGAACACUUACCUUCUGAUCUUGUCGAUCAGAGUAUAUUUAAUUUUAUCCCCGAAGGGGAACAUUCAGAAAUCUAUAAAAUCCUCUCUACGCAGAUGGUGGAAAAUUCUUCUUUGGGUUCAGAUUAUCUAAAAACAAAAAAUGAACUUGAAUUCUGUUGCCACAUGUUGAGGGGAGCAGUGGACCCAAAAGAGCCAGCCACAUAUGAAUUUGUAAAAUGCAUUGGAAAUUUCAAGUCCUUAAACAAUGUGUCGAACUCAACACACAAUGGCUUUGAUGGGGCAUUACAAAGGUCACUCAGGCCCUCGUAUGAAGAGAGAGUGUGUUUUGUAGCGACUGUACGGCUGGCUACACCUCAGUUCAUUAAGGAAAUGUGCACUGUGGAGGAACCUUAUGAGGAGUUUACAUCAAGACACAGCUUGGAGUGGAAGUUCCUCUUCCUGGACCACAGGGCACCACCUAUAAUAGGAUAUUUGCCUUUCGAGGUGCUGGGCACUUCUGGCUAUGAUUACUAUCACGUGGAUGACUUGGAGAAUCUUGCAAAGUGCCAUGAACAUUUAAUGCAGUAUGGGAAAGGCAAGUCUUGUUACUAUAGGUUUCUGACCAAAGGACAGCAGUGGAUAUGGUUGCAGACUCGAUACUAUAUCACCUACCACCAAUGGAAUUCCAGACCAGAGUUCAUUGUGUGCACACACACUGUUGUAAGCUAUGCUGAGGUUGGCUCAGAGAGGAGGCGUGAGCUUGGUAUUGAAGAUUCUCCACCGGCGAUCAUCUCGGAUAAAAAUCAGGACAAUGUCUCAGACAAUCACAUGAAUAAGGAGAGUCUAAAGGAUGCCUUGGAUAGGUUUGAUGACAGCAGGACGCCAUCUCCGUCAUCCAAGAGUUCCAUCAAGUCCUCUUCUCACACAGCAGUUUCUGAUCCAUCAUCUACACCUACCAAGAUUCCAACAGACACCAGUACACCUCCACGACAAGCUCUGUCAGGCUUUGACAAGAGGCGUUCAUCCAUCAGCAGCCAGUCAAUAAGCUCACAGUCUCUUAACCAGUCACUGUCACAGCCAGUACAGAAGCAACCAUCUCCUGCCAUUCACUUACAGACCGGGAUAAGUCAGCCCAUAUUUCAGUUUACGGCACAGUUUGGAGCCAUGAAGCACCUGAAGGAUCAGUUGGAGCAAAGAACACGCAUCAUAGAGGAGAAUAUUCACCGGCAGCAAGAGGAAUUACGGAAGAUUCAGGAGCAGCUGCAGAUGGUCCACGGUCAGGGUUUCCAGAUGUUUCUGCAGCAAUCUACUCCUGGCAUAAACUUUGGACCGGUGCAGGUUUCAUCAGGAAACAGCUCAAACAUGCAGCAACUACCCCAGCUGACCAUGCAAGGCCAAGUGGUGCAGACUAACCAGCUGCAGGGGGGUAUGAACCCCAGCCACAUGGGAGCUCCGCACAUGCUCCAGCAGCAGCCUCUUCAAAACACUAGUCAGGGCCAGCAAAACCUACAGGGUGGACAUUCUCAGCAGACAACUAUGUCCAACCAGGCACCAUUGUACAACACUAUGGUAAUCUCUCAACCAUCCUCUGCUAAUAUGGUGCAGAUGCCAUCCAACAUGCAGCAGAGUAACCAAGGAGCUGCUGUUACCACAUUUCCCCAAGACAGACAAAUCAGGUUUUCACAAGCGCAACAGAUAGUAACCAAACUUGUGACUACACCAGUGGCUUGUGGAGCGGUCAUGGUUCCAAGCACAAUGUUUAUGGGGCCGGUAGUAACUGCAUACCCAACAUUUGCAACACAGCAGCAACAACCACAGACCAUUUCCAUUACCCAGCAACAGCAGAGCCAGCAAGAGCAAUCGCAGCAGCUACCUUCUGUGCAACAACAGCAAGCUCAGGCACAGCUAGGCCAGCAGCCGCAACAGUUCUUACAGGCCUCCAGGCUAGUUCAUGGGAACCAGUCUGCACAGCUCAUCCUCUCAUCUUUUCCUGUACAACAAGGCACCUUUGCUCCAUCUCACCAGCAGCAGUUAACACGGCAUAGGACUGACAGCAUGAGCGAUCCUUCUAAAGUCCAGCAGUUGUAGAAAUGACUUUUUGGUGGCCAUUUUACAGGGAAUGGUGAUGGAAGGCUCAAAGAACAAUAUUGAGAUGAUCACUACUAAAGUAACACAAUGAAUGUUGGUACGCGUUGGAGUUCAUUCACUGGGAGCUGAUGCUUAUCUGAGAUGUUGUGCAGCUCUGCUGUGAUUCACAUAUGACAUGUGAUCAGUGUGGGGGAAUUAUUUUUUUUAAUAUUCUUUGGUCCUAGAGAUGCUUGCAAACUUCCACUUCUCUGCAGUAACACAACAGCGUGUUCUGUGAUUGUUUUGGUUUUUCCCACAUACUUUUAUCAUACAUUUUUAUAUAUGCCAGUUUGUAGUUUUACUAAAUACUACUUAUGUACACACUUGUGGAACCCUCUGUGUUUAUCUCUUACAUGGACUUAUUCAGGUAUGCCCCUUUGACUGGUGUUGUAUUUAGGGUAAAUUCCCAUGUGAUGAAAAUGUUGUCUGUUUUUGUUGCAGAUUUGCCCCCAAAAAAUCAAAAGCACAAUGCAGUAGCAGAUAAGAGACCAAUGAGAGAGUGAUUUUAUUUUGUGGUAAAAACAAAUAUUUUGUCUAACCCUUGACAAGGUCUAUUCUUUCCCUGUCUCAUCUCUGUCCCUCCUUGAUUGACAGUCAGGCGGAAGUCGAGCCCAGUUUCCAAAUCUUGCACCUGUGCACAAUUUGUAUGCACAGCACAGGAACAAGAUUUGGAAACAGGACUCUGCUUCCAGCUGAUGAUCAGUCAAGCAUGGAUGGGAGGAGAAAAAGAGCAAGGAGGCUUUCCCACCCUCAGCGCUUUGGAAUGCCGAUUUGAUUUUUGGCACAAGAUAAUAAAAAGCAUUUUUCUACACUAUGGAAGCACGGACAGAUAUGUGAAAGGCACAAUGUGUCUCCUUUUCCUAACCACUAUAUAACAGUGUCAGCAGUUUGGAACAUGAACUGCAGCUGUCUGCUUUCCUGGAUAUUUAAGCUCGAGUUCAGGCUUCUUCGAUGAUCAUUUUUUCAGAAUCACCUUACUGGUUAUUUAACAUUAAUUUAUAUACUGCUCAAAAAAACUAAGGGAACACUUAAACAACACAAUGUAACUCCAGGUAAAUCACACUUCUAUGAAAUCACACUGUCCACUCAGGAAGCAACACUGAUUGACCAUCACUUUCACAUGCUGUUGUGCAAAUGGAACAGACAACAGGUGGAAAUUAUAGGCAAUUAGCAAGACACCCCCAAUAAAGGAGUGGUUCUACAGGUGGUGAUCACAGACCACUUCUCAGUUCCUAUGCUUCCUGGCUAGUGUUUUGGUCACUUUUGAAUGCUGGCGGUGCUCAGGUGGCUCAGGUAGUGCAGCUCAUCCAGAAUGGCACAUCAAUGCGAGCUGUGGCAAGAAGUUUGCGGUGUCUGUCAGCGUAGUGUCCAGAGCAUGAAGGCGCUACCAGGAGACAGGCCAGUACAUCAGGAGACAUGGUGGAGGCAGUAGGAGGUCAACAACCCGGCAGCAGGACCGCUACCUCUGCCUUUAUGCAAGGAGGAGCACUGCCAGUGCCCUGCAAAAUGACAUGUCUCCACUCAGACGGUCAGAAACAGACUCCAUGACGGUAGUAUGAAGGCCGACAUCCACAGGUGAGAGUUGUGCUUACAGCCCAACACCAUGCAGGGCAUUUGGCAUUUGCCAGAGAACACCAAGAUUGGCAAAUUCACCACUAGCGCCCUGUGCUCUUCACAGAUGAAAGCCGGUUCACACUGAGCACAUGUGACAGACGUGACAGAGUCUGGAGACACCGUGGAGAACGUUCUGCUGCCUGCAACAUCCUCCACCAUGAACGGUUUGGUGGUGGGUCAGUAAUAGUGUGGAGUGGCAUUUCUUUGGUGGGCCGUACAGCCCUCCAUGUGCUUGCCAGAGGUUGCCUGACUGCCAUUAGGUACCAAGAUGAGAUCCUCAGACCCCUUGUGAGACCAUAUGCUGGUGCGGUUGGCCCUGGGUUCCUCCUAAUGCAAGACAAUGCUAGACCUCAUGUGGCUGGAGUGUGUUAGCAGUUCCUGCAAGAGGAAGGCUUUGAUGCUCUGGACUAGCCCGCCCGUUCCCCAGACCUGAUUCCGAUUGAGCACAUCUGGGACAUGAUGUCUCGCUCCAUCCACCAACGCCACAUUGCACCACAGACUGUCCAGGAGUUGGCAGAUGCUUUAGUCCUGGUCUGGGAGGACAUUCCUCAGGAGACCAUCUGCCACCUCAUCAGGAGCAUGCCCAGGCAUUGUAGGCAGGUCAUACGGGCACAUGGAGGCCACACACACUACUGAGCCUGAUUUUGACUUGUUAUAAGGACAUUACAUCAAAGUUGGAUCAGCCUGUAGUGUGGUUUUCCACUUUGAUUUUGAGUGUGACUCCAUAUCCAGACCUCCAUGGGUUGAUAAAUUUGAUUUCCAUUGAUAAUUUUUGUGUGAUUUUGUUGUCAGCACAUUCAACUAUGUAAAGACGAAAGUAUUUCAUACGAUUAGUUCAUUCAUUCAGAUCUAGGAUGUGUUAUCUUAGUGUUCCCUUUAUUUUUUUGAGCAGUGUAUUUGGUGUGGCAUAGUGCGGUGAUGUCAUCUGAGCAUUUCACAAAGUGUGAGUGGCUGAGGUAGAUACAUAGUGGUGAAUAAAAACACUGAUGGAACCUUUGCAGUACAGCAAGGAAGCAGACCACCAGAGGUCAAAGUAUUGCUGGGCAUUGAAGCUCAUGUGUAAGUGACCUUCUUGCUUCCUUUCUAUAAUUUGUCUCGCCAGUAACAGGUUAGUGUUAUUCUUUAAAUAAGCACUGUCCUUAAAAUAUUUUUUUUUUACAUAUGAUACAGCAGGUAAAAUAGAUAAGAUUUGUAAUUUACUCCCUUUAAAAAAAUAAAAAUGUAUUUUUAUGUCCUUUUCAUGGCCUUAUAAAUCUGGCCACUAGGGGGUCUCCCUUCUGGUCCAGACUGCAUUUUAUCUGCUCAAAAGCAUAGACUUUGCUCUCCUGCUGGAUUGGCAGGACACCAAACUCAGGAAGUGCUGUCUGGCCAUAGGCAGUGAAUAGCACUCGCUCUCUGCCUGUGUGUGAAACGAGCGAGUGCGAUUCACGGUCUAUGGCAAGACAGCACUUCCAUUACCUGCUCUAUCAUAUGCAAAAAAUAAUAAUUUUAAUGACUGUGCCCAUUUAAGGAGGUUCGGGAGUUGCAUCAUUUUAGUCACGUCUACAUCAGUGAAGGGAGCCAUGGACUAGGGCACUGUUUCCCAACCUUAGUGCCUCCAGUUGUCGCAAAACUAAGACUCCCAGCAUGGCCUUUGGCUGUCCGGGCAUUUGGGUAGUUGUAGUUUUGGGAGAGCCGAAGGCACCCUUGUUGGGAAACACUAGACUAGUACAUUAAGAGAAGGAAGGGAGGGUGAGACCAGCUUUAUGGGGAACAUCUUCUGAACUUGUGAGUUUUGCAGUUUCACAAGAAGAAAGGUCAUGAAAAUACAGUAACGUGUUACAAAAAUCAGCCAUACUGCAACCUAAACAUUUCUAGGUACGUACAUACUUAUCUAAAUAUAUUCUGUGACACAAUUACACAUGCUUUUAUGUAAAUGCUGCACCAUGGCCAUCGUGUGCUAAAGCCCUACCCUAUAAAGUUGUAUUUUCGGCUAUGUGAUUUUGUGUUAGGUCUUAGGCUGGGUUUACAUCAGCGCUCGGAGCUCCUUUGGCUGCUUCCAUUAUAAUGACGGGACAUAAGCAGUGAAAAAAAACCUGCAUGUCAUUUUUUUUCUUCCCCGCUAAAAUCAUGUAAAAUAAUGUGUAUCUAAUGGAACCCUGACUGACACCAUUCAUAGUGAAAAUGACCUGUCAGUUUCCAUUGAUGCCCGCUGUCGCAACCUCUGUCGAGCCCUGUUAUCAGCUGUGUGAACAUAGCCUUAAAACCUUCCACCUCAAAACCUUGUGGUCUCAAUUGCAAGAAUCUCUAGAACCAAAGAUUGCGGCGAUGACAGAUCAGUCGGCAUGUUGCCACGUUUGAUAACCUAAGAAAAGUGUAAUCAAUUUUAUUACCGUAAUAAUUUUUUUUUUUUUACCACAUAACACUAUUUUGAGGAUGUUUUGAAGAUUCCUGGUUGUAUAGAAGGUGUAAAAUAUUCUGUAAAUAUUUACAUAUAUAUAUGGAUAAUAUAAAAAUAACAAUUUUAUAUGCUGCAUGGCUGUAGGUUUUUUUUUUUUUUUCUGAUCCUGAAUUUUGCCAUUCCACCCCUUGUUUUUUUUGUAUACUUUUGGUUAUGACUUCAUGUAUUAUAAUUUUGCCGUGUGGUACUAUGUCAUCAUAUGAUGCAAUGUUGUUUGUUUAGUAUGCUUGUGCAUUGUAUUUUCGUUUUUUUUUUCAGUUUUUUGUUUUUUCUUCUUUUUAAGGGUAAUUUAUGAAAAUAUCAACUUUUACAACCAACCCUGUUUUUACUAUUGCUCAUACUACUAUCCCUAAGACUCAUAUGGUUUAUCUGUUAAUAUGUUGAAAUUUGCACUUUUUGUUUCCUGAUGGUGUAAAAACUUACCUCUCAGAAGCUAUUUUUUAUGUAUCGGGAGAGAUAUUUUAAUCAGAGAAUUUUAAGAAACUACAUAUUGAAAGUUCCGUUCUAGGAGUGAUUUGCACAAAAAAAAAAAAAAAAACUAUACAGUCAUGGCCGUAAAUGUUGGCACCCCUGACA
This is a messenger RNA of Hyla sarda, 7522 nucleotides long. RefSeq names its product clock circadian regulator (gene CLOCK). Gene Ontology annotation, cellular component: cytoplasm; CLOCK-BMAL transcription complex; nucleus. Gene Ontology annotation, molecular function: protein dimerization activity; E-box binding; DNA-binding transcription factor activity, RNA polymerase II-specific. Lineage: Eukaryota; Metazoa; Chordata; Amphibia; Anura; Hylidae. Gene Ontology annotation, biological process: regulation of transcription by RNA polymerase II; circadian regulation of gene expression. The transcript has 22 exons. The record is from RefSeq and is a predicted model, not a curated record. The coding region runs from base 388 to 2853 and encodes 821 amino acids.